Molecule: messenger RNA, 1131 nt
Organism: Protobothrops mucrosquamatus (brown spotted pit viper)
Lineage: Eukaryota; Metazoa; Chordata; Lepidosauria; Squamata; Viperidae
Gene: PXDC1
Product: PX domain containing 1
Exons: 5
Coding region: 19-714 (231 amino acids)
Molecular function (GO): phosphatidylinositol binding
Source: RefSeq, a predicted model, not a curated record
UGCGCGGGCAGCGGCGGGAUGGCCUCGGCUGUGUUUGAGGGCACCUCGCUGGUGAACAUGUACGUGCGGGGCUGCUGGGUGAACGGCAUCCGGAGGCUGAUCGUCAACCGACGCGGGGACGAGGAGGAGUUCUUUGAGAUCCGCACCGAGUGGUCGGACCGGAACGUCCUUUACUUGCACCGCAGCUACUCGGACUUGGGCCGCCUCUUCAAGCGCCUGCUGGACUCCUUCCCGGAGGAUCGACCCGAGCUGUCACAGUCCCCCUUCCUCCAAGGCUUAAUUACAAUUAAAGAGUCUCAUGAUAUAGAAGCCAGGCUGAAUGAGGUAGAGAAACUCCUCAAGAAUAUUAUAAAUAUGCCUUGGAAGUAUUCCAGAUCCGAAGUUGUCCUCACCUUUUUCGAAAGGUCUCCUUUAGAUCAAGUAUUAAAAAACGACAACGUCCAUAAAAUACAACCAAGCUUCCAGAGUCCAGUUAAAAUAUCUGAAAUCAUGCGUUCUAAUGGAUUUUGUUUAGCUAAUACUGAAACCAUAGUUAUUGAUCACAGUAUACCAAACGGCAAAGAAAGGCACUUGGAUGCUGAUUCAGCAGAACACUUGUUCGAAAAUGUUAGUGAAUUUACCUCCGAGUUGCAGGACACUGAUGAUCCAACAGCUUAUGUCACCAACUUGUCCUACUAUCAUCUGGUUCCAUUUGAAACGGACAUUUUGGACUAAGACUGUCAAGCAGACUUCCUGGCUGACAUCAGGCAACUGCCCCAUAGCUUUGCACUGAUCAUGCCUACUACAAGUUUAGGAUGCAAGACCGAAAAGGAUUCCUACAAAUGUAAACCUUGAAGCUGAUUCUUCACAGUGGCUCCCUGGGCCAACUUGCAAGAAUGCUUUUCUCCUCUAAUGGACAAAGAGGUUUUUUUUUAUAUAUAUGGCCAAAAAGAAUGAAACAAGGACAUCAAGUGCUAAGUUGGUUCAAAGAAUAAGUGAUGCAGUGGUUUUCACACACUGAUAAAACUUUGAUGAUACCAAAAAGGAAACAAAACAUCAGCGGUACCGAUAUUUACAGUGCUAAAUGCAAAGAAACUUCAUGUUCCUUCUCUAUCAAGCUGUCUCUAAUCCCACCCAACAUUUUGAACCUUU